This is a messenger RNA of Daucus carota subsp. sativus, 2863 nucleotides long. RefSeq names its product cysteine-rich receptor-like protein kinase 19. Lineage: Eukaryota; Viridiplantae; Streptophyta; Magnoliopsida; Apiales; Apiaceae. Bases 88 to 2835 code for a protein of 915 amino acids. Gene Ontology annotation, cellular component: plasma membrane. The transcript is spliced from 11 exons. Gene Ontology annotation, biological process: protein phosphorylation. Gene Ontology annotation, molecular function: protein serine/threonine kinase activity; ATP binding. The record is from RefSeq and is a predicted model, not a curated record.
UUUUUCGUGGGUCGAUUUAGUCUGACCAACCUUCUUCUACUUAUAACCGUAGAAAUUAUUUUAGCCUUGUUAAGCUAGCUGACUGCUAUGUGGAGCUUCCAAAGGAGUCUCAUUGCAAUGGUGUCCAUAUGCUCCACUCUUCUUUCUACACCAGCCGCACAGAAUACAGCUUACACCUCAUGUUCUGGUGAAGCUAAAUACUCUCCCGGCAGCUCAUUUGAAGCUAACCUUAAGCUCCUCCUCAAUUUUCUCUCCUCAAAUGCUACAAAAAACAAUGGCUUCUACAACGCCACCGCUGGCCAAGGCUCCACUGAAGUAGCCUAUGGUCUCUCCCACUGCCGAAGCGAUUUCAGCAGUGACAUCUGUCAAACAUGUGUGUCCGAGGCCACUAAAGACAUUCUCACUCAAUGCCCCAAGUUCAAACAGGCUGUGAUCUGGUAUGAGGAGUGUUUCGUACGUUAUUCAAACCGGUCCAUUGUUGCCAUCAACAAUGAAACAUUGGGUUGGCACUUUGGCAAUCCUAGUAGUGUUAAAACAGAUGCAGGCUUUAAACAAGUGCUGGAUAGUACUUUGAGUGAUUUAGUAACCAGGGCUUCGAAUGUGACACUGUCUCAUAGUAAAUUUAACAUUCGGUUUGCAACUGAAAGUGUUAAAUAUGGUGCACAAACUCUCUAUGGACUAGCUCAGUGUACACCAGAUUUGUCUGGCAACGACUGCGGUCACUGCCUUAGAAAGGCUAUACGUUUUCUUCCACAAUGCUGCGAUAGGAAGCAAGGUGGCAGAGUCGUGCUGUAUAGUUGUCAUUUUAGAUAUGAGGUGUACCCCUUUUUCAAUAUCAAGGACUCUGCACCUUCACCGCCUUCAACUCUAAGCUCUUUACAGAAGCACAAAGGGAAACAGCGAUCAUCCCAAAAGCUUUUCAUACUUAUUGCUCUAUUGUGUGUUUCCCUGAUGCUUUGUGGCGCAAGCUACUUUUUAUGGAUUUGGAGAAAAGCUAAUAGAAUGAAAGAAGAUUCGGCAAAUGGAUUUAACAGAGACACUAUUAAUUCGUUCAAUAUGGAUAACGAUAUCACAACUGUGGAAUCCCUGAGACUUGAAUUGAGCAAGGUUAAAGAAGCUACGAACAACUUUUCAAUCAAUAACAAAAUAGGUGAAGGUGGAUUCGGUGAGGUUUAUAAGGGUAUACUUGCUAAUGGGAAAGAAAUUGCAGUAAAGAGGCUAUCAAAAAGUUCAAAUCAAGGUGUAGCAGAAUUUAAGAAUGAGGUUGUUCUAGUGGCAAAACUUCAGCACCGAAAUCUUGUAAGGCUGUUGAGAUAUUGCUUUGAGGGAGAGGAGAAGAUUCUUAUCUACGAAUAUAUUCCCAACAAGAGCCUCGAUUAUGUUUUGUUUGAUCCAGAAAAACAAGUACUAUUGGACUGGCCAAGGAGAUACAAUAUAAUUGAAGGAAUUGCUAAAGGAUUGCAUUAUCUUCAUGAAGAAUCCCGGAUAAGAAUUAUUCAUAGAGAUCUGAAACCAGGCAAUAUUCUGUUGGAUGCUGAUAUGAAUGCAAAAGUAUCUGAUUUUGGCAUGUCAAGGAUUUUUGGCAUGGAUCAAAACCAUGGAAAGACAAGUAGAAUUGUUGGAACUUAUGGCUACAUGUCCCCAGAAUAUGCAAUGCACGGAGACUACUCUGUGAGGUCUGAUGUCUUUAGUUUCGGGGUCUUGGUUCUUGAGAUUAUCAGUGGCAUAAGGAACAGUUCCUUCUAUCACUCUACUCAUGCUGAUGACCUGCUUUGCUAUGCUUGGAGACUUUGGAGGGAUGGAACACCCUUGGAAUUUGUGGAUCCAGGGUUAUCAUAUUCAUACUCAAGAGAUGAAGCAAUCAGAUGUAUCUAUAUCGCAUUAUUGUGCGUUCAAGAAGAUGUGAAUGACAGGCCAUCUAUGGAUGCAGUGAUCCACAUGCUUAAUAGUCAUUUGGUUACCAUGACUAUGCCUCAGCAACCCCCAUUCUUACAAAAUAGUAGGAGAUGCUCCUUGAUAAAAGGACUGGAGUCGGAUUCUUCACAAAAAUUUGCUACAUUCUGUUCCGUGGAUGAGGCAUCAAUCACUGGAAUCAAUGUUUGUGCAGGGAACCAGCGUUUCAUACUUGUUGCUCUAUUGUGUGUUUCCGUGAUGCUUUGUGGCACAAGCUACUUGUUAUGGAUUUGGAGAAAAGCUAAGAGAAUGAAAGAAGAUUCGGCAAAUGGAUUUAAAAGAGACACUACCUAUAAUCUGUUCAAUAUGGAUAACGAUAUCACAACUGUGGAAUCCCUGAGGCUUGAAUUGAGCGAGGUUAAAGAAGCUACAAACAACUUUUCAAUCAAUAACAAAAUAGGUGAAGGUGGAUUCGGUGAGGUUUAUAAGGGGGUACUUGCUAAUGGGAAAGAAAUUGCAGUAAAGAGGCUAUCAAAAAGUUCAAAUCAAGGUGUAGCAGAAUUUAAGAACGAGGUUGUUCUAGUGGCAAAACUUCAGCACCGAAAUCUUGUAAGGCUGUUGGGAUAUUGCUUUGAGGGAGAGGAAAAGAUUCUUAUCUAUGAAUAUAUUCUCAACAAGAGCCUCGACUAUGUUUUGUUUGACCCAAAAAAGCAAGUACUAUUGGCCUGGCCAAGGAGAUACAAUAUUAUUGAAGGAAUUGCUAAAGGAUUGCAUUAUCUUCAUGAAGAAUCCCGGAUAAGAAUUAUUCAUAGAGAUCUGAAACCAGGCAACAUUCUGUUGGAUGCUGAUAUGAAUGCAAAAGUAUCUGAUUUUGGCAUGUCAAGGAUUUUUGGCAUGGAUCAAAAUCAUGGAACGACAAGUAGAAUUGUUGGAACUCAGUAAGCCUAAUGAAUCCUUCUCAUAAAACAAA